Messenger RNA from Chaetomium globosum CBS 148.51, 1497 nucleotides. RefSeq lists its product as uncharacterized. The record is from RefSeq and is a predicted model, not a curated record. Gene Ontology annotation, molecular function: catalytic activity; iron-sulfur cluster binding. Bases 1 to 1497 code for a protein of 498 amino acids. NCBI's taxonomy places the organism in Eukaryota, Fungi, Ascomycota, Sordariomycetes, Sordariales, Chaetomiaceae. The transcript is spliced from 5 exons.
AUGCCGCUCACUACGUUUCCCCCGCGGGGGAUCCUCGGUCACGGUCCGAAGAUAACAACCACCAAGCUGACCUCGGCACGAUGGGUUGGAUCGAUCCCACGGCUCCAAGCCCAGUUUGCCGACAUCAGCCCGGCCCUCGACAGCAGCGCCCGCACUCUCCCACCCCCAACAUUCAGCUCGAUCCCCUUCCGCGGGGCAGCCCCCCCGCCGGUGCGGCCGGUGGUGUCGGCGUACCCGCAAAACCGCGACGAGUUCUGGCGCAAGGUGCCGCUGUGGGGGAAUAUCUCGGCCAAAGAGUUCCUCUCACACAGCUGGAGUCUCUUCAAGUUCUUGGAGACGACUCUCCCCGAAGAAGUGCCGUAUGACAAGUCCGGCACACGGAUGCAAACCCGCGACGAGUUCAUCCAGGAUGUCUUCGAGGGCAUCACGGCCGCCACCAUGGCCGUCCGGAUGACCCCCUACAUCCUCAGCCGAAUCAACUGGCACAACCCGCGGCACGACCCGAUCGCGCGGCAGUUCCUCCCGCUCAAGUCGCGCAUGAUCCCCGACCACCCCAAGCUGACGCUCGACUCGCUGCACGAGGAGGCCGACUCGCCCGUCAAAGGCCUCGUCCACCGGUACCCAGACAAGGCUCUCUUCCUCCCCACCUCCGUCUGCCCGACCUACUGCACCUUCUGCACGCGCUCCUACGCCGUGGGCGCCGACACGGCCACCGUGUCCAAAGCCUCGCUCAAGCCGGGCCGCCGCCGCUGGGACGAAGCCCUCGCCUACAUCGCCAGCCAGCCGCAACUACAAGACAUUGUCGUCUCCGGCGGCGACGCAUACUACCUGCAGGCGGAGCAGCUCGAGCAGCUGGGGGAGCGGCUGAUCGCGAUCCCCCACAUCCGACGGUUCCGCUUCGCGUCCAAGGGCCUGGCGGUGGCGCCGGGUCGUGUGUUGGAUCGUAGUGGGGAUGGCUGGACCGACGCGCUGGUGCGGGUGUCGGACCGCGCGAGGCGCGCGGGCAAGGCGGUGGCCUGGCAUACGCAUUUUAAUCAUCCGUCGGAGAUCUCGUGGGUUACCGAGGCGGCGGCCCAGCGGUUGUUUGAGGAGGGGGUGAUGGUGAGGAAUCAGUCGGUGUUGUUGAGGGGGGUGAAUGAUGAUGUGGAGACGAUGGGGGCGUUGAUCAGGGGGUUGGCGAAUAAUAAUAUCUUUCCGUACUACGUCUACCAGUGCGACAUGGUCAAGAGCGUCGAGCAUCUGCGUACGCCGCUACGGACCAUCCUUGACCUGGAGGCCAAGCUCCGCGGAUCGAUUGCGGGCUUUAUGAUGCCGUCGUUCGUGGUCGACCUGCCAGGGGGCGGCGGAAAGCGGCUGGCGUGUUCUUAUGAGUCGUAUGACCGCGCCACGGGCAUCUCGAGGUACACGGCUCCCGCGGUCACGGGGCGUGACAAGGAGAACAAGGUGUACGAGUACUACGACCCGGUCAACUCGCUGCCGGGGAAUACGGCAUCAUGA